UUCUGAGUUUCAAGCGCAAGCACAGCUCAACCAUUCAGUCGUUCAAUCACUACUUUUGUAGGCAAAGCUGAAUGCUGACGCUUCUCACAGUAGCAGCAACAACAGCAAGGCAACAACAUUUCAAUAGAAACCAGCAAAUCCACUUCCAUCUAAAAUAUAAGUAAACUCAACGUAUAAGCGAAUAUAUGCAAAUAUUGCAUAAAAAUCUACCUAUAAGAGCAAGCACGAGCUGUACCUUAGUAAAUAAAUAUCCUGUGUGACAAGUGACGCGAAUUUUUCUUCGCACAAGAAAGGACACAACCCCCAAAAGAGAGAUAGAGAAAAGGAGAGUAGCAAAGAAAGCUUUGUUGAAAAUGUCAAAGCAACGCCUAGGCAUCGGAUUAUUAUUGUGCUGCCUUUUUGCCGCAGCACACGCUCUCCGCACCCCUGACGACUUGCAGGCGAACGCUCUUGCUGCCUUGCGCCUAGAGCGAGCUCGCUCACUGGAGCCAUGCAAUCAAACAGACACCGAAGUAUGCCCACCGAGUAAAUACCGCCAACCGAGCGGCGAAUGUAACAACGUCUCCCAUCGUAAGUGGGGCGCACGUGGCGAUGUGCUGCUACGUCUCCUCGCACCCGACUAUGCCGAUGGCAUUAGCCAGCCGCGCACCUCGCAUGGCACACACGCCCUACCCGAUGCCAGCGCCAUUAUCGAUCAGCUGCAAUAUCAUGUUGACGCCGAACUGCGGCAUCCGCAUAUCACCGCCAUGCUACCAGCCUGGGGACAAUUAUUGGCUAACGAUUUGUACGAAGUGAGUCAGCUGUCGACCAGUACGAAGUGUUGCAAUGAGAAUGCCAGCUCUAAGAACCCGGAGGAGCUGCAACAGUGCUAUGUGCGGCGUGGAGUAGAUUGCAAGGAAUACAAACGAUCAGUGCCCGCCUACGAUGCGGAAGCUUGCGCGAGACGUCAACGCGAGCAAAUGAAUGUAGCCUCAGCUUACAUAGAUGGCUCUGGUCUGUAUGGCGCUACGGUGCAGGAUAUGCAGGAUUUACGCACUUACAUUAGCGGUGGUGUUAAGGUGGAAUCGUGCAAAUAUUGUCAGCUGACUAGUGCUUCGGGCGCGCUACAUCGUGCGCUGUUGCAGGAACAUAACAACAUCGGCGAGCAGUUGGCGCAUUUAAAUCCGGAUUGGUCGGAGGAGGAUGUUUUCUUCGAGGCGCGCCGCAUUGUGACCGCACAAAUUCAACAUAUCACCUAUAGUGAAUUCUUGCCUCUGGUGUUGGGUCAGGAGACGACCGCCAAGGAGGGACUGAAACUCACUGCUGAGAAGCACUCAUCCAACUACUCGAGCACCAAUCGCGCUGGCGUUUAUACUGAGGUCGCCAAUAGCGCAUUCCCCGCAUUCCUCACUAUGUACCCACCAGAGAUGAUCUCGCAUUCCAUGUCAGCUACACAAUUGCUUUCGGUCGCUGCUUUGCAGAAGUCGCUGAUUCCUGCCAUCAAAAAUGGAGAUGGUUGGACUGAGCUGGCUUUGGCCAUACACCGUGGACGUGACCAUGGCAUUCCCUCUUAUCGUCACGCUUUGGAUAUGUGUCAGGAGCAGUACUCAGGCGCAGACUCUGCUAAUAUCACUUUCGAAGUUCUGGCCAAAAUCUCCAACAUACCUGAGGAACACAUCACCAGUUUGAGAGAUAUCUAUCAAAAUGCUGACGACGUCGAUUUGCUAGUGGGCGCACUCCUUGAAGAUCCUGCUGUUGGCGCUCUGUUUGGACCAACGAUUACCUGUUUGCUGACGCGUCAAUUCGAGCUGCUUAAGAAGUCUGAUCGCUUCUGGUAUGAAAAUGAUAUUCCCCCUUCAUCAUUCACUUUGGUGCAGCUGAAGAGCAUACGUCAGACAACGCUUGCGGGCUUGCUCUGCACCUCCAAUCAGGUCGAGAAGGUGCAAUCGAAGGCGUUCAUACGCGAGGAUAACUUCCUAAAUUCAGUGCUCGACUGCGCCCAAAUUCCCACAUUGGACUUACAUCCCUGGCAAUCCAAUCCCGAGUCGGCUGAGCUGCACGAGCACGUUGAAAUGGAACCUGAAGUGAAAGAGGCUAUUAGUGAAAUAAAUAUUGAGCUGUUGGAAGCUGCCGUGGAACGCGCAAAGAUUGAAUUGGAGGAACGCAAACGUUUUGAAUACGAAUCGUGGUUGUCGAAUGGUGGCAUCAGCGCCAAAUCACCCGAUGGUGUCGCCGCCUCAUUCAGCAAGGCCAAUCGCAAUGCGCUCGCACUUGCCAACUCUUCGCUCAUGUUCGAGUUGACUUCCAAUGAGAUUUUGAAUACCCUGAACUCCAUCAAUCGUCGCAAACGUCAAGCAUUCGACAGUAACUUUAAUCGUAAUGAGCUUUCAGAAACACUCCAAACCAUCGAUAUUAAUGCCAUUCUUGGCGGUACGACUCAACAGGUGAAGGCCGAGUGCGAUGAUCCGUUGAUUGCUUGCGACACAUCUUCACCCUUCCGUACUGUCACCGGUUACUGCAAUAAUUUACGCAAUCCGAACUGGGGCAAAUCACUGACCACAUUUUCACGCCUUUUGCCUUCGCAAUAUGACGAUGGCAUCAAUAAGGUGCGUCUACUGUCGGUCACCGGCAGCCUGCUGCCCAAUCCACGCGCCAUCUCGACUGUUAUCCAUCCGGAUAUCUCCAACUUGCAUACGCGCUACUCUUUGAUGGUCAUGCAGUUCGCACAGUUUCUCGAUCACGAUCUCACGCUUACCCCAAUUCAUAAAGGCUUCCACGAAUCUAUACCCAGCUGUCGUCGUUGCAAUUCGCCACAAACUGUACAUCCGGAAUGUAAUCCAUUCCCGGUGCCGCCCGGUGACUAUUUCUUCCCCGAAGUGAAUGUGACCAGCGGUGAACGUUUCUGCUUCCCUUCGAUGAGAUCGCUGCCUGGUCAGCUGACUUUAGGUCCACGCGAACAGAUCAAUCAGAACACUCACUUUUUGGAUGCGUCCAUGAUUUACGGUGAAAAUCAUUGUGUCGUGAAUAAGCUGCGCGGCUUCGGUGGCCGCUUGAACUCUACCAUACGUUCGUUUGGCAAAGAGUUACUGCCGCAAUCCAAUUCUCAUCCCGAAUGCAAGUCACGCAACAACCUCUGCUUCAUUGGCGGUGAUGAACGUGCCUCCGAGCAGCCAGGUCUCACUGCUUUGCAUACCAUUUUUCUGCGCGAACACAAUCGUAUUGUCGAGGGACUGCGUGGCGUGAAUCCACACUGGAACAGCGACCAGUUGUUCUAUCAAGCGCGUCGCAUAGUUAACGCCGAAUGGCAACAAAUGGUGUUCAAUGAAUUCCUGCCACGUGUGCUCAGUUGGAAUGCUGUGAAUUUGUAUGGCCUGAAGUUACUGCCUCAAGGUUACUACAAGGACUAUAAUCCUUCCUGCAGCCCCAUCAUCUUUAACGAAUUCGCUGCUGCCGCUUUCCGUAUUGGGCACUCACUGUUGCGCCCACAUAUUCCACGUUUGAGUGUAAACCACCAACCUGUCGACCCACCACUGCUGUUGCGCGAUGGAUUCUUCCGCAUGGAUGCCAUUCUGCAGCCCGGCAUUAUUGACGAGAUCACGCGCGGUCUAGUCGCCACCCCCAUGGAAACUUUAGAUCAGUUCAUUACCGGUGAGGUAACCAACCACUUGUUCGAGGAUCGCAAAAUUCCCUUCUCUGGUAUUGAUCUUAUUGCGCUCAAUAUUCAAAGAGCACGUGACCACGGCAUACCCAGUUACAACAACUAUCGCGCUCUCUGCAAUCUAAAACGCGCCACUACCUGGAGUGAUCUCAGUCGCGAAAUACCGAAUGAAGUUAUUAACCGUUUCAAGAAAAUCUAUGCAUCCGUUGACGAUAUCGAUCUAUUCCCUGGUUCUAUGACAGAACGUCCAUUGCAAGGUGGUUUGGUUGGUCCAACAUUGGCUUGUAUCAUUGGCAUUCAAUUCCGUCAGCUGCGUAAAUGUGACCGGUUCUGGUAUGAGAACGCUAAUCCUGAAAUACGUUUCACUGAAGCGCAACUGGCUGAGAUCCGUAAGGUCACACUGGCUAAAGUUCUUUGUGAAAACUUGGAGGUACCUGGUGAUAUGCAACGUGCUGCCUUGGAUCUGCCCAGCAAUUUCCUCAAUCCACGCGUGCCCUGCUCAUCCAUGCCGCAAAUCGAUCUAAGCCUCUGGCGUGAAAAUGUGCAAGGCUGCCAAAUUGGCAACAGACAUGUACGCGUUGGCGAAUCCGCAUUCCCCUCACCUUGCACCAGCUGUGUGUGCUCAGCCGAAGGCCCACAAUGCGCCUCGCUACGCAUUACCGAUUGUGGUCAACUGAUUCGCCAAUGGCCCAAGGACGCCAUUCUGCGUGACGAGGUGUGCAACUCACAGUGCGGCAUCUACUUGAAUGGCAAUGGCAAUGGCAACUUUGCGCAGGCGCGUCAAGCUUCAGUGCAGGCACCAGUGCGCGUGCAACGUUCACGUCCACAAAACAUUUUCAAAUUCCCCGAUCUGACACCGUUCAUUGCGUCUUUGUAGAUGAAAGUAUGAAAUGGUGCAGGAAGCAAAUGCAAAAGGCAUUUCGAUAAAGAGAAAAAUAUCAGAAAGCGAACACUUUUUGAUUGACGCUAUUUAGUGAAAUAAGUUAAGAUAUAUGGAGAUGAAUGAAAACAAAGAGAAGGAGAAAGAGUAAAGAAAAAGCAGCGUGAACUGCAACACAGAAACUGCAAUGCUUUUACCAGCUGGGUGUCAGCAGCAGACAAUACUUAUUUAAAUUUAAUUGUAAAUAAACUCAAAGAAAAAAAAACGCACUUUACUACCACUACACAGGCACUUAAGCGCUUGCAGGUGCUUGCGCAUACACGCUUGUGCGGAUAAGUGCAUGUGUAUAUGUAGUUUUUUGUAACUGUGUAUGUAUAAGCGAGCGCUUCUGGAUGCUCGGCAUGAGAGAGUAGACACCUGUGUUCAAAAUAAGAGGAGUGUGAAUAGUGGGAACUUUUGAUUUUUUUUUGACAUUUUUUAGACUUAAUUUUGAAUAUUUUUUUAUAAAAUCACAAUUCAUUCUACACCUAAAACUCUACAAAAAAAAAAAGUAAAAAUCAAAGGAAAAUCAACAGUAAAAAUAAAAUCAAAGCAAAUCUACCAAAAAAAUGCACAAAUCAAAUUUCGAAAUUAAAAAAAAAAAUUUAAAAAAAUGUGAGCAAAAAUUUUAUUUUUGUAUGCAGAAUUAAUUCUUAAUUUCUAAUUAAUUUACAAUUUUGGGUAUGCAGUUUUAUAGUCCAUUCAAUUCUGGCGCAACAAAGUGCAAAUUUGAAGUGACUACAAAUUUUCAUUGACUUCAUUCACUUUACAAAUACUUGAAAUAUUUUUUUGGUUUUUUAAUAAAUGUAAAAAUUGAUUAUCAAUCAUUUACUGUCAUCAUUACUUCUUACACAGGUGUAGUUACUUGUGGUCAAUUAGAACGUGAAAGUAUAAAAUAACUGAAAGAAAAAAAUAUAAAUUUAAUAUACAGUAAAAGAAAAUGGAAGUAAAAACCUCAAAGACUUACAUAUUUACUUCUAGCAUGUAAAGAAAUAAUACAUAAGUAUGUGAAUAAUCAGCCAAUAUGUAUUUUCUUACCCCUCCUCUACUCAACUUACACUUCUUAGCCUUCAACUAUUCCAAACACUUUCCCGCUUUUUGAUAUUUUCACACCCAAAGUAAAAAAUAAAAAGUGAAAUCUUCUCACACUAUCUUCAAUCUCUGUCUCGGAAUUUCUCGCUGCUUUCCAACUUUCAUUACCCUAACUGCCUUGUAGAGUUUCAUAUACAUAUAUACAUACUUAUAUAUAUGUAAUACCUGUAGCGAAAUAUGAAAAUAAAAUAUUUGUACUUAUUUAGUUCUAGAAUUUAUUUUAUUUUUGUAAUAUCUCUCUCUCUCUCUCUCUCUCUCACUCUCACUCUCACUCACUCUGACUAUUAGCAUUACCACUACAAAUAUUCCAGUUCUUUUCUCUCUUUCAAAUGCAAAUUUAAAUACUUUUUUAAGUCCAAUAUUUACUACAUCUUUUGUAUGGUUUUCAUACUUACACUUUUUAUCUUCGCAAUAUUUAUUUCAAUGUAUAAUUUAUCGAACGCCCUUACACUUAAAACUUUCCUUAUAAUUAAUUUCCUUUUUAUACAGCCGCUGAAAAAGCGGAAAUAAUUAUAUACUUAGCUUACGAUAUUUUUUGUAAUUUUGUAAUUUUGUUAAAAUAUAUUUUAUUGUGAAUUACACAUAAAUAUACUAUAUGAACAUAAAACGAAUAUUUUUACCCAGUGAAUAAAUGCCACAAAAUAAAAAUAUGGGCAAAUGCAUGUCCGAAAAAUUUAUAAAA
This is a messenger RNA of Anastrepha obliqua, 6330 nucleotides long. RefSeq lists its product as uncharacterized. The record is from RefSeq and is a predicted model, not a curated record. Lineage: Eukaryota; Metazoa; Arthropoda; Insecta; Diptera; Tephritidae. The transcript is spliced from 14 exons. Gene Ontology annotation, biological process: response to oxidative stress. Gene Ontology annotation, molecular function: peroxidase activity; heme binding. Bases 354 to 4514 code for a protein of 1386 amino acids.